AAGACCUUUUUAAAAAUGAAGGAAACGUGUCUCACUUGUGCGACCAGCAGCAAUGCCCUGAGCAGCCGGCCUCGGACAAGUCACCGCGCUGCGCACUGUGCUGCAUUCCAGGGCAAAGCACGGGGGGAAACUCGCUGCCAUGAGAAGGUUCUAACCCAGUCUGGACUCGUGCCAACAAGCAGGACUAAAACCGGGCUGUCCCGUAGUUGGGGUUUGAUCUGUCUGCACCGAAGUCAAGGGCAAGACUCCCACCAGCUGCAGGAUCGGACCCCGAGAGCGCAGUGCUCAGACAGGGAACGUUGUGUAGCCGAAGAGGGCCUGGAGCGAGACUGAGACCAAAUGAGAACAGACACGUGCUCUGCAGGCCCCAUGCUAAGCUUCGUCGGCUGAGCCUGUAACGUUGGUUUGGGCCAGUCUCGGAGCCCUGCCGACGCCAGCAACGUUAAUACACGGCGGCUUCUGUCUUCGUUUCCCUGUGCAGCAUGGACGAGGGUUUUCUCUCGUGCAGGACUGUAGCAAUACCAAAGACUUACCGUGAGCAGGGCCUGCGAUUCAGAGGCGCCGAGCACUCUCACCAUCCAGUGAUAUUAAUAUGAGCUCAGAGUGCUCUGCCCCUGUGUCUGGCUCAGUACCAUGUGAUGGUUUCCCAAGCGCUAUCAAAGCGUAGUUCAAACAAAUGCCCGAUUACCCACUCCAGCGGUGGCCCCAGACUCUUCAGUAGCCCUGUUGCAUGAUGCAGAGGCUGGAUUAUUGGUGGAUCGUGCAUGUGUAAUAGGAGCAUAAUUGGGUGUGUGAUUCUACCCUGAUUUAACAAACGGAGAAAGCGGGAUUCAGUGACAUGAACUUGUUCCAUGCUGCAGAGGGUUGGAAUCCCAGGAGUUCCUGGCUCCCGGUCCUGUGCUCAGGCACCUAGAUUGCGCUGUCUCUACCUGAAGAGCAAUUUACAGCACCUGAGAAAAUAUUAUCUCUGUGCCCGCAGGCUGGCUCGUAGUGCUGUGUCUGCAGAUGUGAACCUGCUCUCCUGGGGCAGAGCCAGCCUGUUGCAAUUGCCUUUCCAGCUGCUUUCCCCACCGCGAGGGCAGCACAGAGCCUCUUCAAACAGCCACAGCAGCAGCAGGCCAGUCUGAGUGGGAGUUUGGCACAAGAGAGACUGAUCCUCGUGGGGACGGGGCCUUCAACAGAGGAAAGGAAAGCGGAGCCAUUAGGGAGACACGAGGGAGUCAUGCAGCCCCCAGGAAGGUCCAGAGGACAGACUGAUUAUGGUGGGCAAUAAAGCGCAUUAUUGGGUGUCCCUGCCACACUCACAGCGCAUUAUCAUUCCUCUUGGGGCAUCCCCGGCCGCACUUUGCCUAUAAAAGUCUGAAAUCUGAGUGUUCGCCUCACCCACCAAAAUGAAGCCGACAAAGAAGCUGGAGAGCGCUGGCACCUGUGAGGGCAGGAAGGGGAAAAUGACCCUUCUGCUUGCAUGUGUAACACUGGUGUCUGCCUUUGGAUCCUCUUUCCAGUAUGGUUACAAUGUCUCCGUGAUCAACAAUCCAGAGGUGAUCAUGAAAAACUUUUACAAUCAAACCUACUUUAAUAGGACGAGCAACUUCAUGGACAGCAGCUUCCAAACGCUGCUCUGGUCUCUCACAGUAUCUAUGUUCCCACUGGGAGGCUUCUUUGGGUCCCUUAUGGUAGGCCCUCUGGUGAACAAGUGUGGCAGAAAGGGCACUUUGUUGGUAAAUAACAUCUUCUCCAUUGUCCCUGCGAUCCUCAUGGGAACCUCCAAAGUGGCAAAGACCUUUGAAGUGAUCAUUCUCUCACGAAUCAUCGUGGGGAUAUGUGCAGGCCUGUCCUCCAACGUUGUUCCCAUGUACCUGGGAGAGAUGUCCCCCAAAAACCUGAGAGGUGCGACCGGGGUGGUGCCCCAGCUCUUCAUCACCAUAGGCAUCCUUGCAGCUCAGGUCCUGGGGCUUACUAAAAUCCUUGGAACCAUUGAAGGCUGGCCAGUGUUACUAGGGCUAACUGGGAUCCCUGCAGUGAUGGAACUCCUCCUGUUGCCCUUUUUCCCUGAGAGUCCCAGGUACCUGCUGAUACAGAAGGGCAAUGAGGAACAAGCCAGACAAGCUCUGAGGAGGCUGAGAGGCUGGGAUGACGUGGAUGACGAGAUCGAAGAGAUGCGCCAGGAAGACCAGUCGGAGAAGCUGGAAGGUCGCCUGUCCGUCUUCAACCUCUGCACCUUCCAGGCCCUGAGGUGGCAGCUCAUCUCCAUCAUUAUUAUGAUGAUGGGCCAGCAGCUUUCUGGAAUUAAUGCGGUCUUCUACUAUACAAACAACAUUUUCGAGCCAGCAGGUGUGAACUUAAAUGAUGUGCAGUAUGUCACCGUGGGGAUAGGUGCAGUCAAUGUGGUCAUGACAUGUGUAGCGGUUUUAAUCAUCGAGUCCCUGGGGAGGAAGCUUCUGCUUCUCGCUGGCUUUGGCAUCUGCUGCGUAGCCUGUGCUGUGUUAACAGUGGCCCUCAAUCUCCAGUUCACUGUCUGGUGGAUGAAAUACCUCAGCAUAGUCUGCGUCGUCGCCUAUGUCAUCGGACACGCCAUUGGAGCGAGUCCAAUCCCCUCCGUGAUGAUCACUGAAAUGUUCCUUCAGUCAUCCCGGCCUGCAGCCUUCAUGGUGGGUGGAUCUGUGCAUUGGCUCUCCAACUUCACGGUGGGGCUUGUCUUCAGCUACAUGCAGAAAGGGCUUGGAGCCUAUUGCUUCCUUGUCUUCUCUGCCAUCUGCCUGGCCACCGCCAUUUACAUCUUCUUCAUUGUCCCUGAAACCAAGGGCAAAACCUUCAUGGAGAUCAAUCAGAUCAUGGCUAAGAGGAACAAGGUAGAACUCCAGAUGGACAAAGAAGAGCUGGACGAUUUCCAGCCAGCUCCAGAGACAGAGAAGAAGAAGGAAGGACACGCGGUCAGUGUGCUCUAGCCCAGUCCAGCAUGCAGACCAACACAGCAGUGAGCAGGGGUUCUGUUUGGUGUGGGAGCAGCUGCUUGGCUGGACCUUUGCUUUUUCAUUCGAGACUUUUUCGUCUGUCUCCCACAGCAGCAGAGUGUCUGUAGAAGCCAGGAAGCGGAGUCAUGCUAGCUGCCCCCUGCCAGUACUAGCAUGAAUGGUGGUGGUAAUAGUUUGAGUUUAAGAAGGGAAACUACAUUCUCUGAGCUAACUAUGGGCCUUAACUCUCAGCCAGCAAAAAAAAUGUCACUUAAUGCUUAUGUGGAGCUGACGAACCUUGGUCAUUGGCAAGUGGGAUUGAACCUGGGGCCUUAGGAGCUAAAUCCACGUGCCUCUAUCACAAGGGUAGAGAACCAGGGGCCAGAUGCAGCCCCCGGCUUGCCUGGAUCCAGCCCUUGAGGCUUGGGGUUCCUCCCCCAACAUCAGGAGCUCAAGUUGAUGCUCUAGCCCCUCUACCAUCUCCCUGUAGGGCUGGAGCACACAGAAUCACACUACUCUGGUGUGUGAGGAGAAUGUAGGGGGUGUCUUUCUUCUUCUCAAUAACGGGGGCCAGGGCAAUGAAGAUUUUUUGUUGUUUUUAGUUUUGUUUCUCAUGGGUUUGCGAUCCCCGACUGAUUUUUCUGUGGGUCUGUGGCCCCUGACCCAAAAAAGGUUCCCCGCCCCUGUUCUGCUGCAUGAGCCAACUGGCCCUCAGCUAAGGCUGUAGAGCAGACUUCACUUUCCCUUUCUCAGUCUGCUGGGUUACACUGAGUUGGUGCAUCCAAAGUGCUCUGCAACCUAGUCCGAAUUCUGGAGGGGCAGGUAUUGCUAUCCCUGUCUUACAGACAGGGAAACGGAGGCAGCGAAGUUUAGAACCAGGAUUAGAUUCCACAAAUGCCUACCUCCCAGUGCUAUUAUGGCCAGUAGACUGUGCUGCCCUCUGGUGGAUGUAGGCUGUCAGUUCAAUGGAAGCCACGUACUAACUGGGGUCAUCGCAGUAGGAACCAAACCAAAAGAUAAAGACAAAGAGAGUAUGGUACAAUGAGAGCUCUGGGGCUGGGGAGGGUGUGGGUUAGUGAGGGACCCUGGUCUAUCUUCAGAACCUGCUCCAGGUGGCCCAUCCCAACAGCAAGAGAGACCCCACUCAGUGGGGGAGACACUGCUCGUCUAGCAUCUAGACCGCACUGCACGGAGAGGGGAGACCCCUCGCCAUAAACCUAACAUCCCGACAUCCCUUCUCCCUGAAGACAGAGGGACCUGUGGGCAUCACCCCCAGUAUUCCCUCCGGCAGCUUGGACCCUUUGGGCCUCUCUGGCAUCCCCCAACUCUGACAUAAUCAUGCAGCCACGUGGCUAGGAGCAACAACAACAUGAUAUAGGGCUGAGCUUUGGUGCUGUGUGGGACUUCCCAGCGAAGGAAAAAACAUGGCUCCUCAACCUCCUUCCCGCUGCAACUCUGGGUAGUUUUGCAUCCUGGGGUUCAUGAGUUCUGAGCCCCUCUCCCACUGAAGUCCCCCCAGGUACGGCCUCUCCACUUCCACAUGCAGUUUCUGUCACAUUGUAGGCCUGGGACAAACCAGCGUGGCGCCAAGUAGACCCCUCCCAGGUCAGUGUAGGGUUGCCAGGUGUCCGGUUUUGAACCGGACAGUCCAGUAUUUGAGCUUUCUGUUCAGGAAACAAAU
This is a messenger RNA of Pelodiscus sinensis (Chinese soft-shelled turtle), 4635 nucleotides long. RefSeq names its product solute carrier family 2, facilitated glucose transporter member 5. NCBI's taxonomy places the organism in Eukaryota, Metazoa, Chordata, Testudines, Trionychidae. Gene Ontology annotation, biological process: dehydroascorbic acid transport. Gene Ontology annotation, cellular component: plasma membrane. The record is from RefSeq and is a predicted model, not a curated record. Gene Ontology annotation, molecular function: D-glucose transmembrane transporter activity.